Tripterygium wilfordii is the source of this 2986-nucleotide messenger RNA. RefSeq lists its product as uncharacterized. Lineage: Eukaryota; Viridiplantae; Streptophyta; Magnoliopsida; Celastrales; Celastraceae. Gene Ontology annotation, molecular function: cysteine-type peptidase activity. The transcript has 9 exons. Gene Ontology annotation, biological process: proteolysis. The record is from RefSeq and is a predicted model, not a curated record. The coding region runs from base 1 to 2910 and encodes 969 amino acids.
AUGACAACACCAAAAUACUUCUUGAAUGAGACACUAACACGUGUCACCACACAUAAUGAAGGAGAGGAGAUGAGGCUGGGGAAUAUCUCGAUAAAACCAUACGUCACUCCGGCCGGCCUCCACUUCCCGCAACAUCCUUCACCUUCUUCUUUCUUCUUUAACGUUCUUUUUCGACGAUUUCCGAUAGUCUCCAUUCUCGAAUACACUGUCAUAUACGAUUUCUGUGACAUUCGACCUGGUACAGCAUGGUGGUGGGUGCUUAGGGUUUUAGUUUUUCCAGCUAUAGGGUUUCCAUAUUUCAUUAGCGUUUAUGGGUUUAGGUUUCCAGUAUGUUACUAUCUGAUAAGUGAGGAGCAACAUUUCCCCGCCCGGGUAACCACAUUUUCAAACAUAUCAGUUGUUACCACUUCAAUUAAAUUGAAGUUGAAUGAGGAGCAACUUGAGGUUUUUAGGCAAUCAUGCUUUGGCAUGAUGCUGGAUGUACAUGACAUCAGUUGUUCUUCACAACUGAUACACCAGCUUCUACUACGUCAAAUUGUUUCUCCCCAGGGUGAUUUUGGAGAAAGAUUGCAUUUCAAUAUUGGUGGAAAGAAGUGCACAUUUGGUAUUGAAGAUUUUGUGAUUAUCACCGGACUAUUAUGUACAGAAUCUGUGCCCGAUGUGUCAAGUCUGGUUGAUACAUCUGUUAAUAGGCUAAAAUCCCUUUAUUUUGAAGAAAAAUGUGGAAAGGGCAAGGGUAAGGGGAAGGGGACCAAUGUAAGCAGAGCUGAGCUGGAAGAGGCAUUCGAUAAAUGUGAUAAUGCUCAUGAUGCUUUGAAGUUAGCUUUGGUGUAUUUUGUUGAGUCUGUAUUGAUGCCUAGAGAGAGAAGAAAUGCCAUUAAUAUUAAGUGGCUCCAACUUGUGGAUGAUUUGGAUGCCUUCAACCAAUAUCCAUGGGGAAGCGUUUGCUACGAACGUACUGCUACCUCUCUUGCAUGUGCCAUGAUUGGAAGGGCUGAAAAAUACUUGAGUAAGGGUAAGGCAAAGGAGACAUACAGCCUUUAUGGAAUGCCAAUAGUACUCCAGAUUUGGGCGUAUGAAAUUGUACCCAUUAUAGCCCAGAGGUAUGCCACCAAAUGUGGUGAAACACACCCCAGAAUACUCAAGUACUCAGGGAAUCAAACCCCUACUUCAGAUGACAUCGUGUCAGAUGUAUUUGAACUGAUAAAGAUUGAGGUUCAUGAUGCUCUAGUGCCAACAGAGGCUGAGCUGGAGAAGGAUUAUGUUAGGGAGGUUAUGAAGAGAAUUAAGAAAAGAGAAAUUAAAAGAAGCAGAGAUAAGUCUGAAGAAGAUGAAGAAGAGAAACAGAGAAAAGAGAGAAGAACUAAGAGAAGGAGGGAUUACGAUGUUAAUGUUGAAGAAAAAAUGAGAAAAGAGAAAAGAACAAAGAGAAGGGAUGAUCACAUCGAGCAUGCACAUGCACAUAAAGCUGGAGGGAAUUUGAUAUUGAAGGCCAAGUUCGAUGCCAUAGAGCAGAAGUUGGGAGAGCAUGGUGGUCAACUUUUGGACAUGAAAAAGGAAAUUGUUGAAAGCAUUACUGGUUUUUUUGAGACUACCAAGGCAAUUUACGAAGGUCUGGCAGUGUUAAAAGGAAAUUGGGAGAAAAAGGAGGAUAAGGAUGGAAAUCAGGAUGAAAAGGAUGAGAAUGAUGACGAGGGAAAGGAUGAUGAGGGUGAAAAGGAUGACGAGGGAAAGGAUGAGGGUGAAAAAGAUGAUGAGGGAAAGGAUGAUGAGGGUGAAAAGAAUGAUGAGGGAACGCAUGAUGAGGAUAAAAAAGAGGACCAGGAGGAAACGUAUGAUGCGGAUAAAGAGGAGGAGGACAAUGAGGGAAAGACAGUUUCCCCUGUUAGACAUGCCGAUGAUGUUGAGGAUGCAGCCGUAGUUGCUGGAUUGAUGGAUCUCACAGAACAAGUGUUUGAACAGCCAAUGACAGACAAAAGUUCAAUUGGAGUUGAAGAGAUUCCAAAAGCCAAGUACACAUUUACACGGGGAAGAAAAAGAGGUUCCACAUCGAGACGUGUAAAUAUAUAUAAUCCAAUGCGAACAGAGUGUCAAUCACAAGAAAGAAGCACCAACCAAAAUAUUGAUGGUCCUUGGCCAAUCAAUUUAAAGAGGUCGUAUUCGACUCUUUGGAGACAAGGAUUUGAAGCAUGGGUAAGAAACAGGGCUGAGGAUACAUCUUAUUUGGUUGUUGGUGGAAAGAAGUUAUACAAAAAUUGGUUUAUCAACGCAAUGACACCCGAUUACUGGUUGACAGACCAGCAUAUGGACGUCGCAAUGUACCUCCUCAUGAAGAGGAUCAAGCAAUACCCUGCCAUAUUCAAGAAGAAGGUUGUGCUGUUGGACACUAUAUUCACUGUAUCAGUUGAAUCCCACUUUAAUGAGUUCACUAAAGAUCCUCAUAAUGUUGGAGAAUGGGACAAACAUGAAGUCUUUGAACACUAUAUUUCUGGAAAAAACCCUGAAGGGUCCAUACCAUUGAAUGGUGUAGAUUACAUUUACUUUCCCAUGAACUGGAGAAAUAUCCAUUGGGUUGCAAUUGAGGUUGAAGUUGGCAACAAAUGGAUCAAUGUAUAUGAUCCCAAAAUUUCAAUCACCAGCAAGGAGGAUUGCAAUAAUCAUAUGAAACCGUUGAGGACUAUGUUGCCAUACAUCCUUCGUUUGGGUGGGAUUGAUGCAGGAGUCGCCCCAUGGCCUGCUCAUAGAUUGCAAGUUGUUCCUCAGCAAGAGACCGGGGGAGAUUGUGGGAUGUUCACAAUAAAAUUUAUAGAGGUAUUGAGUGCAGGAAUGCCAAUACAACUUAUUAAUCAGACAGACAUGAUGUUUUACAGGAGGAAAUUCGCAAUCGAGUCAUACGGACAACAUUUUUAACUUACUUUUGUAAAUAUUUAUUUUCAUCCUAUUAAAUUGUAUAUAACUCAGUGUAAUACAAAUAUUGGUUCGAGUA